AUGGCAACCAAAGAGAUUCCAAUUAUUCCGGAUCCUACUGAUAAAGAGGCUCUGACUCUGUUCAAGACCGUGGAAGAGCAAUUCCCAUCGAAGACACUCGGGGAUGACAAGUGGUACUUAUUACUGCUUGCAGCCAUGGUAGGCGGUGGCCAAUACAACUUUGUACCCCUCCUCUACAAACAGCUGAUCCAGCGGCCCGAGUACCAAGACUCAGAGCAACGAAAAGCGCUGAUGCGGAGGAUACGAGAAACAUUAGUCAAGCUCGUUCCGAUCGUAGGAGUCUGCAAGCCUCUCGACGCCAUAUUCUUCCUCGACGACGUUACCGCGCCCGAAGAUAAAGAUUACAGCUUCUCUAGAGAAGGAUGGCAAUGCGACGAAGCAAACUUCGAACGCGGCAACGCAUGGCUAAGCAAACUAUACAAGCACAACAUAACCGGCAUCAACGACGUCCUCGCAUCUCAUAAAGAUUUUGAAUGGAUAAGCAAGGAAAUAACCUACGGCCUCUUCCUUUCAGACCACAGCAUCCUCAGCGGCAUAGAAUCAGAGCUCGUGGUACUAUCCGGUAUCAUGAUUCAGAACUUACCUAGGGAGACUGCGUGGCAUAUGCGGGCGAGUAGGCGCCUGGGGAACAGUAUGGAGGAUGUGGAGACAAUGCAGCAGAAUGUUGAGCUUGUUGCGAGGUUUUGUGGACUACGGCUGCAUAAGUUGCCGAGGGUGGCGGAUAUUGAAGGCGAGGUAUAG
This is a messenger RNA of Pyrenophora tritici-repentis Pt-1C-BFP, 741 nucleotides long. RefSeq lists its product as uncharacterized. The record is from RefSeq and is a predicted model, not a curated record. NCBI's taxonomy places the organism in Eukaryota, Fungi, Ascomycota, Dothideomycetes, Pleosporales, Pleosporaceae.